ACUACACUUCCGUUCUACAAUUUCACAUUGAAAACUGGAACACGCACACCCACUGGCUAAUUAAGACCAGUCUAGAGUCACCGAGUGGGAGGAGGCAGAAGUAAUAGGCAGGGGUGGACGUUUUCUUUGCCAGUCUAUUCACGACUUCAACCUGCAACUGACACCAUUUUCUAAAAAGUUCUUGAGCAAAGUACCUCUUUUCGACCUCUACUCGUUCUUUUCGGUGACAUUGAACUUGGACAAUUUGACACCGAGGAGCUGUAACAGCGACGUCACAACCUUCAGUCUGCAGCAAGAUUUCUCGCCAUGUUCUCCAAAGCCACCGCCAACUUUGUUCGUCAAGUCGACCGAGAUGGAAGACUGAUCCACGUUUCUCGGAUGAAUGACUCUUCUAAGCUGCUUCCAAUGGCUCUGGUGGUCAAGCGGAAGCGCGUGUGGUUCUGGCAGAGCCCCAAAUACCAGACCACGGAUUUCAAUCUCAGUGAUUUGUUGCUAGGCGAUGAGGUGCUUACACCCGUCGUGUCCAAGAAAGACUUCCUGAAAUUCACCGGGAUUUUGGGCGACACGCUCACUGGCAAGUUCGAAGCCGAAGCCGGUUCUGUCGGCCUGAAACUCGAGGGUCAGGGCUCAUCAAAACUCCUGUCAGAUUUCGGCAAGCUGAAGAAAGAAGAACUGGAUGUGAAGAAGUUGCUAGAAGACUCUGACAAUAGGCUAGUGGACAUGCAGCACAUGUUGGUUCAACAGUUGGAGAAGCAGUCUGAUGUUCUGGCUGUGGUUAAGGAGAGGAUCGUCACAACGGCUGCCUGCAUUGUCACAGAGACCAAAAAGGAGAAAUGCGCCUUUCAUGGCAUCGUGGGACUGUUGGGCAAUCUUGGGGCUAACAUUAAGAUGUGCAUCAAGGAGAGCAACGACAUUGAGGUAGACAGCGAUUUUUCCUUGGAAAUACCAUCCGAUGUCGUCAUUGCGUAUAGCAUUCUGGAACUAGAUAUAAAAAAAGACGGCCAGUAUGAGAUAUGUCUUCAACCCGGAAAAAUCGGGGGCUUUGAAGCUGACCUGAUGAGGGUGUCGUCCCAAGAAUCCUUGACCGUUGUGGACGGAAGGUGCCUUGAUGAGAAUAUUUCAGAAGAACAAAUUCAGCAAGAUGGAUCUCACAAGGAUGACCUCGCUCCCCUCACCGCUCUAUCCCAGUCAACUCGUUGGGCCUUGUUCUGCAGACUUCAAGAGAUUCUCAGCGACAGAGUGACUCUCUCGUAUCUGCAGGAUGUCCUUGAGGAGGUGUGUGUGAACAAAACACUUGAGGAACACGCUAACAACGAUAGUUCGAUGAAUGCCGUUCAUCUGUUGGUCAGUGCCUUGGAAGAGCUGCCCGAUGAAACUUUGAGUCUGAUAUGUGACAGUCAGCUCAAGUUCUUUGAAGCUUUUAGCACUAUGAUGAGCCUGUUGAAGGAGAGUGGCGUUCCUCUCUCGAUGCAGUUUCUUCCUACACUUCUGUGGGAAAAAGAAGCUUUCCAGCAGGCAGAGAAGCUGCUUGACUCCGUUGGAGUGGCUUUGCGGGCCGAUGGUGACCGGCUGUGGGUGGAGAUGGGAGAAAAAAGUGGCGUGCACAUGUUGGUACUUUGCCUUAGCAUGUAUGGAUUGUCUCUGCUGUGCAGAGGGCAAAAACAGGAUUAAUUUUCAUGUAAGAUUUACGUUUCCUUUCUUUACGUUUCUACUAUAUUGAAAAGAAGCAACGAUGUAUUACUAUAAUGUGUCACUCCAUUAUAUUACUGUAGUAAAACAUGAAAGGAGUGCACUGGUAAAAAUGUUUGUUUUUAUUGUUCCUACAUUUACUGGAAUAUCAUGUUACAGACUUCAUCAUAUAUUGACGGGACUCGGUGCGGGGCCGAUUAAUAGGGGGCCUAUCUCCAUCAAAGCUGACUGAGUGGAAACACAAAGAGCUUUUUACGUUGAAAAUUCUUGAGAAUAAAAGCGUAAAUCCCUGAAUUCUUUAUAGACAUGCACGUAAAACAGUCUCGGUUCUUAGUCAAAAGAGCAAAAAAACAAGCAGUUAGCAUUUAUUUUACGUAAAUAUGUUGAACGUGCUGCUGGUCUUGAAGCCACUGUGGUGCUGCCAUAUCACCACAAAGAGUUUACUUUGAAAAUUCUUGUGAAUAAAUGCGUAAAUCCCUAAAUUCUUUAUAGAUAUAUGGACGUAAAACACUGUCAAUUCUUAGUUAAAAGUAAGGGUGUCAAACGAUUAAAAUUUUUAAUCGAGUUAAUUACAGCCUAAAAACUAAUUAAUCGUAAUUAAUUGCAAUUCAAACCAUCUAUUAAAUAUGCCAUAUUUUUCUGUAAAUUAUUGUUGGAAUGGAAAGAUAAUGGCUAUAUAUUACAUUCAACAUACGGUACAUAAGUACUGUAUUUCUUUAUUAAAACAAAUCAACAAGAUGGCAUUACCAUUAUUAACAUUCUGUUAAAGCGAUCCAUGGAUAGAAAGACUUGUAGUUCUUAAAAGAUAAAUGUUAGUACAAGUUAUAGAAAUUUUAUAUCAUAAUACAUUGUAUCUGUAUAAAUUUUAUAUUAUAAUUUUUAUAUUAAAACCAUCAUGUUUUCAUUUUAAUAAAAUUUGUAAAAUUUUCAAUCAAAAAAUAAACUAGUACCCCGCCAUUGUGGAUGUCAAUAAUUACAUACACAAUGCUCAUGGCUGCUGAAGCCUAUAAAAUCAGUCGCACCCGAGCGCCAGCAGAGGGUGGCAAAACUCCGAAAAACACAACAAGUACACAUUUCACUGUGCUGUCAUUUUAAUCAGUUUGAACGGGGCAUUUGUGCGUUAAUUGCGUCAAAUAUUUUAACGUGAUUAAUUUAUAAAAUUAAUUACCGCCUGUUAACACGAUAAUUUUGACAGCCCUAGUUAAAAACAAAAACAAAAAAACGGGAGUUCGCAUUUAUUUUACGUAAAUAUGUCGAAAGUGCUGCUAGUCUUUAAGCUACUGUGGCCCCGCCUUAUCACCACAAGGAGCUUUUUACGUUGAAAAUUCUUGUAAAUAAAUGCGUAAAUCCCUGAAUUCUUUAUAGAUAUGGACGUAACGCAGUCUCGAUUGUUAAAACAGCAAAAAAAUUGGGCAGUUAACAUUUAUUUUACGUAAAUAUAUUGAACGCGCUGCUAGUCUUUAAGCCACUGUGGUGUCGCCUUAUCACCAAAAAGAGCUUUUUACGUUGAAAACGCUUGUGAAUGGAUGUGUAAAUCCCUAAAUUCUUUAUAGAUAUAUGGACGUAAAACGGUCUCAAUUCUUGGUCAAAAGCAAACACCCCCCCC
Messenger RNA from Corythoichthys intestinalis (scribbled pipefish), 3295 nucleotides. Its product is annotated as gasdermin-E-like. NCBI's taxonomy places the organism in Eukaryota, Metazoa, Chordata, Actinopteri, Syngnathiformes, Syngnathidae. Gene Ontology annotation, cellular component: cytoplasm. The record is from RefSeq and is a predicted model, not a curated record. Gene Ontology annotation, biological process: programmed cell death. The transcript is spliced from 10 exons. Bases 307 to 1671 code for a protein of 454 amino acids.